UGUCUGCUCUUAGGGGAUUGGCUGGGGGGACACUCUGCCAAUCUUGGAUUUCCUAUUAAAAAACAGCGAUUUCCACCCACCCCACAGAGACUUUUGUUGCAAGUAGUUACAAGGUGGUUGUUCUAAACUGGGAACCUGUUUUGAAUCUCAACCAUGAGACGCUUCCGCGAGAGCCUAGAAGAGACACCUUUUCCAGAAGAUGGAGACCGUGAACCUCCAAGGCCUUCAGAGCCAUCCCUACAAACUCCUAGGACCCAGGAUAGAGAAGGAAGCCCCACUGUUCCACCAUCUUCAGAGGUGCAGCCAGAAGACAUGGAGUCUCCCUUGCUGGCACUCAAGCUCUCUGAUAUGCAGUGGGUUCCUCUUGAGGCAGAAGCUCAUUUCUGCUUGACAGGCAUACUGGAUAUAAUCCCUUUGAUCUCUGCCUCUGGUACUGAAAGCCAUCCUGCCAGUGCUGAAUACCCCCUUCUGAGCCAUCUGACUGAUCCAGCGGAUGCUGCUCUUGUCCCUGUACAACCCAUGCAUCCCAGAACUGCCCGGUUAUCUUCCUCCAGUGCUGGGAGACCUCAUAGCAGUGAUGGAGGCCCAGGACUGCACUCUAUGUCAGCUGGUCCAGGUGAUGCUACUGUCCUUGAAAACCAAAGCGGCCAUGCUCUGUUCCCAGGUGUGCAUGCUUCUGCAGCUUACCAGGCAGAGACCUCCUACAUCUUGCCGCCAAAGCAGAGGAAAACCAGUUCAGAUGUCUGGCAACACUUUGUCAUGCACAGAACAGAGAAAAAUGUGGCACUGUGCAACCUCAACAGUGACCGCAGCAGCUUGGGCACUGCUCCACUAUGUGGGCAUCUAGUGACUUGCCACCCACUUGUUGUGUCCCCUGAACAAACAGCAUUGUCAGCUGCCCAGUUGCAGCCAGGUGUUGAGGACCUUGAGCCCUGGGAUCCUACCCAUCCAACAGUAGCAGAGUACAACACCAAAUGUGCCUGGGUGCUAGUGGAGAAUAUGCUUCCAUACUCCCUGGUUGAUAAUACUGAAUUCCGGGAGUUCAUGCAUUUGCUGGCCCCCAAGUGGAGGGUUCCUGGACAGAGUUACUUUAAAUGGCAAGCUGUGCCAGCCCUGGAAAGAGAACUCAUCAAAGCAAUUGAGCAAGAGAUGAGGAAAUCACUCUGCCCAGUGGUCCAUUUCACCACUGGUAUCUGGCCCAUAAAUCUCAUAACUUGCUAUGUAGCUUUCAUAGCACACUGGCUUAUGGACAAUGAUGGGAUUCUGUGCAGGCACCAGGCAAUGUUGGCUGUGUGUGAGACUCAGUACAGCAAGAUGACUGAAACCAUAUCCCAGAAACUAAAAGAGAUGAGGGUCAAGUGGUUCCAUCCCCUGCAGCUCACACUGGGGUAUGUGGCUUCACCCACUAGGACUCUAGCAAAGGUAGUGGAAGAGUCUUCUAUGGGGCCUCUUCUUUGUCUUUCCCAAUGCUUGAACCGGCUGAUAAAAAGCGUGAUAGCAAAUCAGCACUCUCCCAUUGCACCACUUUUGCAAAGCCUGGGCAAAAUCAGCAUGCACUUUGAGCAAUCCCCGGAAGCUCGCUGCCACCUGAGAGAACUGCAGCUGCUCUAUGGUGUCUGUGAGGAACUGCUGAAGGAAGAGAUGCCCAAGCCAUCAAGUUACCUCCAUUUCAGGCUGCAGUAUUUUCUUGACCAACAGGAUGUGUUCAGUGCUUACCUGAAGGAGAACCCUGGCCUUGAACUUGCACCUGGGGAUUGGAGGUUGAUGCACCAUCUACUCCACCUCCUGAAGCCAUUUGUGGAUACCCUCACAGCGAUUAGGAAGGAAAAUGCUUCCCUUGGCCAAAUCCUUCAUGAGCUCCAGUUGCUUGAGAGCAACAUCAAGGGAUACUUCCAGCUGCUGCAGCAAGAGACAGAUGCUCCUGUUGCUGCUAUUCACCUUGUCUCUGAGCUGCUGCAAUCCCUGGAAAGCAGUCAGGACCUAGGAAUAAUAAGAGAAAGCAUUCCCUACCAGACUGCAACCUUCCUCCAUCCACGUUUCAAGGACCACAUUUGCAAAUAUCUGAGGGGAGACGUGAAGCUGAGAAGGGAGCAAUUGAAAGAGAGGCUGAUAGAGCAGGUUAAAAAGGAAUACCUAAGACACAUGAAAACUGAUCGUGCAACUUCCCCUCUGCCUGGUGAAGCAAUACCUCAAUCCAAAGUGACUGAGGUGGCAGGACAGGAACUAGAAUCCUACCUGCAGGACGAGAUAGACCCUACCCAGUUGGACGUGGAUCCCUUGGUCUACUGGAAUGCCAAGCGGCACACCUGGCCCUCCCUCUCUGUAGUGGCACUCCAGUAUUUCUCCUGUCCUCCCACCACCAUGCAUUGGGAGAAGCUCCUUAGUACUAAUUGCUCAAUGACAUCAGUCAGAUUUCAGGAGAAGCUUGCAUUCCUCAGCGUGAACAGAGACUGGAUACCUACAGAAUUCAGGGUCCCCUGUCCAACCGCAUUCGUGAACAGAGAAGGAAAUGCAACACCGGGAGUAUGAAAUACAAGUCCUGUUUGCAGAAGCUGAUGAUGGGGAAUCGACUUGAGUAUUGGAUGCAUGGAGGGACAGGGCAUGAUUGGAUCUUGGUGGUGGUGGGACUUUGCAACAUGCAAAUAAUUGUGCUAAUAAUUAUGUCUGUCUUACACUGCUGCAUCUUUAAAAAAAACUUUUUGCAUUAAGCACACUCAUGUUGAUGUGUACACUUUAUCACUUCUUGCUGACUUAAGGGUUAACAGAUGUGUGCUGCUUGAUUAUCUGCUUUUAAUAGAUCUAUUAUAUUUAAAUAAAGGUUAACAAAAUAGCAA
Molecule: messenger RNA, 2834 nt
Organism: Hemicordylus capensis (graceful crag lizard)
Lineage: Eukaryota; Metazoa; Chordata; Lepidosauria; Squamata; Cordylidae
Product: zinc finger BED domain-containing protein 4-like
Exons: 2
Coding region: 154-2529 (791 amino acids)
Molecular function (GO): protein dimerization activity
Source: RefSeq, a predicted model, not a curated record